AUGGCGGUGGGCGCUGUGGCGGACGGAACGGGGGGUGGGCGGAGCGGGAAGGAGGGGGGCGGGGAGAAGGCGGCGAGCACGGCGCGGCUGCUGCGCACCGUGCUGAGCUGGGACUUCUUCCACAUGCUCGCACUCUCCAAGGUGCGCGAGAGGAAGCGGCAGCCCAGGAAGCUCCCCCAACUUCCUGCUGCUGCUGAUGCUGCUGCUGCUGUGGAGGAGAAGGAGGGGGAGGAACGAGAGGCUGAUGAGGCCAAGGACGCUGCGUUGGCUGAUGCAGACGCAGGCACGGAGGCAGCAGCGGCGCUAGUGGCGCAGGGGGAGGGGAUGGAGGUGGAUGGCGGAGAGGCAGGGCAGGGGGAAGGCGGCGCAGGAGCAGAGGAAGCAGCAGAGGAAGCAGCCGCGGAAGAAGAAGAGGCAGCAGCAGAGGGCGAGGGGGAGUUGGAGGGGGAGGAGGAUGAGUUGAGGGAGGUGCCGGUGCAGUUCAGCAGCGCAGAGGAGUAUGUGGACGUGUUCGAACGCCUGCUGCUGGAGGAAUGCCGCGCGCAGAUCCUCCGAGGGGCCGAGGAGCAAGGCGGCAUGGAGAGUCAUCUGGUGGUGGCGGUGCGGUGUGAGCGAGCCAACGAGUUCCACAUGGUGGGGGUGGCGUCCAAGGAGGCCCUCGUGGCGGACUGUCACGACAACGACCUGCUGCUGCUCUCCAAGGAAAAGCCAUGGGGAGGCAGCGCGCUGCCCAGCACAUACGCCAUCGCCAGUGUGGAGUCCCGCGAGACCAAAACGUCUCUGCGCCUGCGACUGUGCCUGGAGGACCCGUGGCAGUGGGCGGACCCCGGGGACCCACCCUCCACCGCAGCAGCAGACGACCAACAGGCCGGAGGAACAGGGGCAGGCGGGGAGGGCACAGAAGCAGGGCCAGCAGAGGGGAAGGGGAAGGCGCUGGGGAGGAGGUGGGGGGUGCGGCAGCGGGCGCGAGCCAACCGGAUGCUGUCGUUCCUGAUGGGGGCGGCGGCAACAGGCGGCAGUGCGUGCUGGGUGAGCAAGCUGUGCAACACGUCCACCAUCUCGCGUGAAUACGCCGCUCUGCGCUCCGCCCCCACGCUGCCCUACAUCCGCACCGUGCUCGCCUCCCACAUGCCCGCCCCGGGGCACACUCAAGCAGCCGCAGCAGCAGGAGGAGCGGGAGGAGGAGGGGAGGAAGAGGAGGAGGGAGGGGGGGGCGCGGGACCGGGGAAGCAGCAGCAGUGGCGGGUGCCGGAGGGGCUGAUGGAGCAUCUGAGUGCGAGCCACAACGAGUCGCAGCUGAGGGCCAUCAAGGGCGGGCUGUCCCGCCGCCCCCUCGUGCUCAUCCAGGGGCCCCCUGGCACCGGCAAGACGCAGGCCAUACUGGGGCUGCUCAGUGUGGUGCUGCAUGGCCGGCCGGCGCACGAGAUGGGGGAUGCCGGCAACGGCGCGCAGCACAUCACGCACAUGACGCGGCUGACAUGGCAGCAGCGGCAGCAGCAGUGGGUGCGAGCGUCCCCCUGGCUGCACGGGGUGAACCCGCGAGAAGCUGUACAGCCAGAUGAUGAGGAGGAGGGUGGUGCAGGGAGCUCGGGAGGCGGUGUCUUUGGCAGCACACAGCAGGUGGAGGUGUUGGGGGGCCAUCGCAAGCAGAGGGCGCACGUGCUCGUGUGUGCGCCCUCCAACGCUGCUCUCGAUGAGAUUGUGCUGCGCCUGCUGCACACAGGCCUGAGGGACGACAGUGGAGGCAUGUAUUCACCGUCGGUGGUGCGCGUGGGGCUCAACGCUCAUCACUCCGUCGCCUCUGUCGCCAUGGAUAACCUGGUAUCUCAGCGAGCCAGCAGCAUGGCACGGUCAGCAGCGGGGGUGGGAGCCAAGACAGCAGGGGCAGGCGGGGUGGAGCGAGACAGAAUACGAGUCGCCAUUCUCGACGAGGCUGCCAUUGUGUGUUCAACGCUCGCGUUCGCAGGGUCAGGUGUCUUCUCGCGCAUGUCACGGCCAUUCGACGUGGUGGUCAUUGACGAGGCGGCUCAAGCGGUGGAGCCAUCAACGCUCAUCCCAAUGACUCACGGGUGCUCGCAGGUGUUCAUGGUGGGGGACCCGCUGCAGCUGCCAGCCACUGUGCUCUCCACACGCGCCGUGCACUACGGGUACCAUGGCAGCAUGUUCUCUCGCCUGCAGCAAGCGGGGUACCCUGUGGUCAUGCUCAACACACAGUACCGCAUGCACCCCAUGAUCCGGCACUUCCCCUCGCACGAGUUCUACGGCGGCGCAUUGAGGGACGCGCCGCAGAUGGCGCAGAACACGGCGCGGCCGUGGCACGCUGAGCGCGUGUUCGGGCCGUUGUUCUUCUUCGACCUGCACCAGUCCAAGGACGAGCAGCCUCCGGGCGGCUCGUGGAUGAACAAGGACGAGGCGGAGUUUGUGAUGGUGCUGUACCGCCACCUGGUGGCGCUAUACCCGCAACUCAAGGAGUCCUCUGACGUCGGUGUCAUCUCCCCGUACAAGCACCAGGUGAAGCUCCUGCGAGACAAGUUUCGAGAGCUGCUGGGCGAGGGGGCUCAUAGAGUGGAUGUCAACACCGUUGACGGAUUCCAGGGCCGAGAAAAGGACGUGAUCAUAUUCUCGUGUGUGCGGGCGGGGAGGGGCAAGGGCAAGAGCAUCGGGUUUCUGUCAGACUAUCGGCGCAUGAAUGUCGGCAUCACACGCGCCCGCUCCUCCAUGCUCGUGGUGGCGAAUGCAGCAGCGCUGAUGGUGGACGAGCAUUGGGGCAACCUGGUCAAGCAUACCCGCUCCACCAACCGAUACCUCAAGGUGUCACGCCCCUUCCACCGCAUCUUCGCCAGUGACCAUCUGGAGAAGAUGAGAGCAGUGGCCCAUGCCGAGGGGGAGGGGGAGGGAGCGCCAGGAGCGGAAGCAGGAGGAGCACCAGCAGCAGCAGCAACAGGGCCUGCUUUCAAGAAAGCUCCCACACUGGAGGAUUUCGGGGGAAAGCUGGACAAGGGGGAUGGGGGGUUGGGUGGGGAAGGGGAUGGGGUGGGGGAGGGAGUAGGGGAGGAGGAGGGGGGGGAGGGGAUUGGGGAGGAGGAGGAGUUUGAGGUGGCGGUCGAGGCGGGGGACUUUGAUGAGGACAACAUCGACGGCGAGGGGUCAGUGUCGACUCAAAAUCAGUUUGAGGUGGCGGUGGAGGCGGGGGACUUCGAUGAGGACAACAUUGAUGGGAAGGGGUCAGUGCACUUCUCUCUCCCCCUGCUGUACCUCCUGCCCCUUGCCUUGCUUCCUGCCUAUUUUGUCUAUUGCAUCUGA
Messenger RNA from Closterium sp. Naga37s-1, 3303 nucleotides. Lineage: Eukaryota; Viridiplantae; Streptophyta; Zygnematophyceae; Desmidiales; Closteriaceae. The record is from the annotation of a GenBank genome assembly.